Malania oleifera is the source of this 4253-nucleotide messenger RNA. RefSeq names its product leucine-rich repeat receptor-like protein kinase PEPR2. Gene Ontology annotation, molecular function: protein binding; ATP binding; protein kinase activity. The transcript is spliced from 2 exons. The record is from RefSeq and is a predicted model, not a curated record. The coding region runs from base 160 to 3570 and encodes 1136 amino acids. NCBI's taxonomy places the organism in Eukaryota, Viridiplantae, Streptophyta, Magnoliopsida, Santalales, Ximeniaceae. Gene Ontology annotation, biological process: hormone-mediated signaling pathway; protein phosphorylation. Gene Ontology annotation, cellular component: plasma membrane.
AAAGAUCCCACAAUCUGCUUCUUCACCUCUGCGGCUAUUCCCAACUACCCCAUUCAAAUAUCCCCAAAUUCUCAAAUGCAGUACAAAACUCAGUCUCUGGAUUCAAACUUCAGAACCCAAAUCUAAGGGAAACCACUAAUCCAAUCCUAAACAUUCAGAAUGGAAGCCAAUGACUUCCUCAACACCGUACCCAUGUUCCUUGCAUUACCUUAUUUUGUUCUUCUCUCUUUAAUCAUCCUCUGUGUUUCAGCUUCACCAGCCUCACUGCCUCCAUCUGCCACUUACCUUCUUCAGUUCAGAGACAGUCUCCCAAAAGACUCUCAGCUUCUCCUGCCAUGGAACCUGUCCUACCCAAAUUCCUCUUCCCCUUGCCGGUGGUCUGGUGUUUCGUGCUAUGACUCCGGUGACGGCUUUCGGGUUAAGGCCUUAAACCUCUCAGGUUAUGAACUCUCAGGCAUAUUAAAUGACUCCAUUUCCCAUAUCUGUCUCCAUGAAAAUCUGCUCUCCCUUGAUCUCAGUGGUAACCAUUUCACUGGUGGUAUCCCGGAAUUGCUUGGGAAGUGUGGCCAGCUCAAUACCAUCCGUCUCAACAACAAUGGCUUUAAAGGAUCAAUCCCUCCUGUGCUUUUCCGACCAAAGCUUCUUUCAGAACUUGACUUGGGUUAUAAUUCUCUCUCUGGCAAAGUUCCUCCUGAGGUAUGCCUCUGCACCGAACUGGAGUAUCUUGGGCUGCAUAACAAUUUCUUGAGUGGAGAGGUGCCAAGAGACCUAUUUGUUCUGCCGAAACUAAAAUUUCUUUAUUUGAACACUAAUAACUUCACUGGGUCUCUACCAAGUUUUCCACCUUCAUGUGCAAUUUCUAAUCUCUGGAUUCAUGAGAACGCAUUUUCUGGGUCUUUGCCACUUAAGCUGCGUAAUUGCCGAAAUCUUACAACCUUUUAUGCAUCUAAUAACCAUUUUGGGGGAACUAUUCCAGCAGUGGCCUUCAAAGAUCUUUUGCUGCUAGAAGCUCUCUAUCUUAAUGAUAACAAACUUGAAGGGGAGAUUCCAGAGUCAUUUUGGGGUCUGGAGAAAUUAGAAGAGCUUGAUCUAUCGGGAAACAGGCUCAAUGGAAGUGUGCCCGAACAGAUUGCUCAAUGUCGCCGGCUAACGGUCAUUGCCCUCUCGUACAAUAGCCUAGUUGGUCAUAUUCCAAGUUCAAUUGGAAGUCUCAAAGAUCUAAAGAGACUGCUUCUCUUUAAUAACAAGCUUCAGGGCUCGGUGCCUCCUGAGAUUGGAAACUGCAGUUCUCUCAUUGAACUUGAGCUUCAGAAUAACUACAUUGGUGGAAAAAUACCACCUGAACUCUGCAAACUCGUCAAUCUUGAGGAUUUUAUUCUUUAUAAUAAUAGCAUCAAGGGCGAUAUUCCUCAACAGAUAGGGAACAUGCACAACCUUGUGCAGCUGGCUCUGUAUGACAACCACUUGACUGGUGGGAUUCCAUCUGGAAUUACCCAUUUGAAAAAACUCACCUUUCUGUCUUUAGCUAACAAUAAUCUCACGGGGGAGGUGCCAUUUGAUCUUGGGAAAAACAACUCUCCUGGUCUAGUUAAGCUCGAUUUAACUGCGAAUCGCCUUUAUGGAACUAUUCCUCUGGGUAUAUGCAAUGGAAAUAGCCUUACGGUUUUGGUGCUUGGCAAUAACUUAUUUAAUGGGACUUUUCCAGCUGAAAUAGCUAAGUGCUCAUCUCUUUGGAGAGUAGUUCUUAGCAACAAUCUUCUACAGGGAACUAUACCAGACAAUUUGUAUCAGAAUGAUGGCAUAUCUUAUUUUAACGUUCGAGGAAACUUGCUCACAGGAAGGAUACCUCCAGUGUUAGGUUUUUGGAGCAAUCUCUCCAUGCUUGAUCUAUCAGAGAAUAGGUUAUAUGGCUCGAUACCCUCUGAGCUAGGAAAGCUGGAGAAUCUAGAAAUCUUAAGAAUUUCUUCCAACAGGCUUAAAGGGACCAUCCCCCCUGAACUGGGUAAUCUUAGAAAACUGAUCAAACUGGACCUCAGUAAGAAUUCUCUAUCAGGAAGCAUUCCUUCACAUAUCACUGCGUCUGUAGAAUUGCAAAGUAUCCUGCUUCAAGUGAACAAGCUCACUGGAGUUAUUCCUGAUUCUUUGUCUUCCUGCCGAAACCUCUUUGUAUUGGAGCUUGGAAGCAACAUGCUUGAGGGUCCUAUUCCUUGCAGUCUGAGCAAACUGCAGCAUUUUAAUUCAGUUCUCAACCUGAGCCAUAAUAGGCUUUCUGGCAAAAUCCCAGUAUGCAUUGGUAAACUAGAUAAGUUAGUGACUCUCGAUAUUUCAAGCAACAAUCUUUCUGGUGAAAUACCAUCAGAGCUGAACAAUAUGAUCUCCCUUUCCUUUGUGAAUAUAUCAUUUAAUCACCUGUCAGGCAAACUACCAGAAAGGUGGUUAAAAUUGAUGGCUUUGCCAGGAUCUUCUUCUGUGGGAAACCCAGAACUCUGCCUGCUUGGCAAGGAAGCUGGUUAUUGCAGGAAAGAAAGAAAAUCCAAUGCAAGCGGCUGGAAGCUGGCUGCUAUAACGAUUGGCGUGGUGUUUUCUAUAGUAUUACUUUGUGCUGCAACUUACUUCUUAUUGGUUCAAGGCCUUGGAGGACCUCCUGAUCAAUCUCUUCUUUAUAACUUUCCAUCAAGAACUGAAGAUUUACCUGACGAUUUAAACUUUGAAGACAUUGUGCGUGCUACCAAAAGCUGCAGCCAAAAUUAUGUGAUUGGGAGAGGCAAGCAUGGGACAGUUUACCGAGCAGAAUCUGGGCACUCCAGAAGGCAAUGGGCAGUCAAGAAGGUCAACUUGUCUGAAUCAAACUUCAGCAUUGAGAUGAAUACUCUUGGUUUAGUUCGGCACCGAAACAUAGUUAAAAUUGCAGGAUAUUGCAUCAAUGAUGGGUUUGGCUUUAUUGUGACAGAGUACAUGCCAACAGGAACCCUCUUCGAUGUUUUACACCAUCGCGAAUCCCGAUUAGUUUUGAACUGGGAUUCUCGCUAUCGCAUUGCUCUUGGUAUUGCCCAAGGCCUCUCUUAUCUUCACCAUGAUUGCGUGCCACAAAUUAUUCACAGAGACAUAAAAUCUAAUAACAUUUUGAUGGAUUCUGAACUGGAACCGAAGAUUGGAGACUUUGGAGCUGCAAAAUUGGACAGUGAUGUUGAUGCAAGCUCAACAAAGUCUUCAAUUGUUGGAACGCUAGGAUAUAUCGCACCAGAAACUGGAUACUCUACUCGCUUGACUGAGAAAUGCGAUGUGUACAGCUACGGAGUUAUUUUGCUAGAGAUUCUCUGCAGAAAAUUGGCAGUAGACCCAAGCUUUGAAGAAGGAUUGGAUAUUGUCUCUUGGACAAGGAUGAACUUGCAGAGAAAUGAUGCGAGUGCUUACUUUCUUGAUGAGGAGAUAAAUUUUUGGAAUAUAGAAGAGCAGAGAAACGCACUGAAGCUUCUAGAUUUGGCACUGCAAUGCACAGAAAUGGUGCCUGAUGUCAGGCCCUCCAUGAGAGAGGUGGUAGGAAUUCUUAUCAAAUUGAAUCAAAAAUAAAAUGAACGUAAAUAAUACAGAAUUGCAUAGAUUUAGUAUGAUCUUUUAAACAUGUUAUGUAGUUUUCAAUGCAAAGAAUGGGAGGCCACCAGCAGGUGAUGCAUAGAAUUUAGGUACCAAGCCAAACAGCUGGUAAGCAUUCUUCUCUGCGACAAAAAAAUUUCCAUCCCCGGAACCAAAAAAGAAAUGACAUCUGAUGGAACAAGAAGGAUGCCUGAAAUAGGUGGCGAAUGGGUAGAAUCUUUGGAACCCAUUAUUAUAGGCAAUAGGAUCAUGGUUUUAACCAUAGACAGAAGCCUAUUUCCAAGGCAGACAUUGAAUUUUCGUAUUGAGAAUUGUGACUGCUGAACUUCCCAAUAGAAAGAAUUGGCUGUCAAGAGAAGGGUCAGGGCUACACACGGAAGACUUCUCCAGCUCUCCUGAGUUCUCUUGAUUUAAACACAAGCAUUCCGGCCACCUCUUUAAGCUGAAAUUUUUAUUGCUUAUGGGAACUGAAUUUUCUUUGAACCAGAAAUAUAAUUAUGUGAUCAUGGAGACAACUGUGAGACUAAAAGGAUGGCAAGUUGUCUCCCAUGCUUCAUUUGAAGCAAAGAUUUUGUAUGAGAAAAGUGUUAAAGCUUGAUGUACAUUAUUAUUGAUCUACAACAUAAUAAUUUAAACUUUUAGAUAAAGUGGUUAUCUAA